Sugiyamaella lignohabitans is the source of this 951-nucleotide messenger RNA. It is a transcript of the gene VPS35, whose product is annotated as Vps35p. The coding region runs from base 1 to 951 and encodes 316 amino acids. NCBI's taxonomy places the organism in Eukaryota, Fungi, Ascomycota, Dipodascomycetes, Dipodascales, Trichomonascaceae. Gene Ontology annotation, cellular component: late endosome; retromer complex; retromer, cargo-selective complex. Gene Ontology annotation, biological process: intracellular protein transport; retrograde transport, endosome to Golgi. The record is from RefSeq and is a predicted model, not a curated record. The transcript has 2 exons.
AUGUCUUCCAACCCACCAGCCCCACUGUCUCCUGAAGAGCAGGCUCGACAUCUUGAAGAGUCGCUACAGUUUAUUAGACAACAGGAGCAUCAGAUGAGAAAGUGUCUUGAAACAAAAGGCAAAUUACUAGACGCAAUCCGCCACGCAUCGACAUUCUUGGCCGAACUUCGUAGUUCGGUACUUACUCCUAAACAAUAUUAUGAAUUGUAUAUUGCGGUAUUCGAUGCAUUGAGACAUUUGGGCGAUUUCCUUAGAGAAGACCAUCCUAAUCAUCAUCUGGCUGAUAUCUAUGAACUUGUUCAGUAUGCUGGUAACAUUGUUCCUAGACUGUAUCUGAUGAUUACGGUUGGUACGGCAUAUAUGAGUGUGCCAGAUGCUCCAGUGAGAGAGAUUAUGAAGGACAUGAUGGAAAUGUGUCGUGGUGUCCAGCAUCCUAUUAGAGGCUUGUUUUUGCGAUAUUACUUGAGUCAAGGAACAAGAGACUAUUUACCAAGCGGUGAAGAUGUUAACGGUACUAAUGGAGGUGUUAUUACUGCUGCUGUUGCUACUACCAGUAGUGAUGACUCGGCAGCUGGUCCUGGCGAAACGAAAAAUGUUGCUGAUACUAGGUCUAAUACUAGUAAUGGAAAUGGAUCUGAGACUACUAUCACUGGACCAGGUUCGGCUUCUGCUGUCACCAGUGCUCCAGUUAUUGACCCCGAAUUAAGAGGCAACCUCAAGGAUUCGAUUCAAUUUAUUAUCACUAAUUUUAUUGAGAUGAAUAAGCUGUGGGUCCGACUUCAGCAUCAGGGUCAUAGUCGAGAACGUGAAAAGAGAACCAAGGAACGCCAAGAGCUGCAAAUUUUAGUUGGGUCUAACCUUGUCAGGUUGUCUCAACUUGAAGGUAUUGAUAAGGAGUAUUAUAAAGAGUCGAUUCUUCCUGCUAUUUUAGAGCAGGUGACCUCUACCUAA